UAUUGUAUUGUCGAAAGUUAUCUAAUUACAAAGAUCGAACAUUUGAUAAAAGAGACCGGAUGUAUAAUAAACAAAAAUCUAAGGUCAUUUAUGUAGUCCAAAAUGUGCAAACCUGUCACUAAUAUAUAUGCCUCAAACUUUAUUUUGUGUAUGUUGAAGUUCUUCCUAGUCCAAUAGGAGGGAAACAAAAGAGGGGUAAAGGUAGAGAAAAAUGAAUUGAAAGAACUAUUUUUAAUUUUUUUUUCUAGACUAUUGAUAUAACUUUUUUUUUGUUGAUAGAUCUGUUGAAGCUUUUUGUUUUUCUUCAAACCUCCAAAGGUUAGUUCUUUUUAUAAAGAAUGGAUCAUACCGUUUUUUCUUUGUUUUUUUAAUUGUAAAACUUAUUAUUACUCUUCUAUUUUUGCAGCAUGAAACGAUUGAGAGGCAAUGUAAAUGGUUCAUCUUGUGGAGAACCAUAUGGUCGAUUACAAGUCCGUAAAAGUGGUUUUGGCAGGAGAGGACGUAGUAGCAACAAAGGUGGUAGACCAGAUAUAACAAUGAAUGAUGCGUUUUGUUAUUUGAAGAGAAUUAAGGACAUGUUUUGGAACAGAAGGGAGAAGUAUCACAUGUUUCUUGUUCUUAUGAAUGACUUAAGGAAAAAAAGAAUUGAUAUGGUUGGUUUCAUGGCAAAAAUAGAAGGAUUGUUUAAAGGAUAUCCUACUUUGCUCCUGGGAUUAAAUCCUUUCCUUCCCAAGGGCUAUAAAAUAACUCUCAGUAAUGAAGACAAGAGAAAUUUUGAACGAGCAGUCAGCUUGAUGACCAAGAUAAAGGCAUGUUUAGACCAAGAGUACAAAUACUUCCUAGAUGUUCUAUUCACGUGCGAGAAGGAGCGCAAGGAUGUAAAAGAGUUGUAUCGUAAGGCCGCCGUACUUCUCAAUGACCAUCCGGAUCUGCUAGACGAGCUUGCUAAAUUCUGGUCAGUUUCAUCCACCGCCAAACCAUUGUUCAAUUUUGAUGAGGAUAGAAUAUCGAUGAACUGA
Solanum pennellii is the source of this 1019-nucleotide messenger RNA. RefSeq names its product paired amphipathic helix protein Sin3-like 5. The transcript has 5 exons. Gene Ontology annotation, cellular component: histone deacetylase complex; chromatin. Gene Ontology annotation, biological process: negative regulation of transcription by RNA polymerase II. Lineage: Eukaryota; Viridiplantae; Streptophyta; Magnoliopsida; Solanales; Solanaceae. Bases 408 to 1019 code for a protein of 203 amino acids. Gene Ontology annotation, molecular function: transcription corepressor activity. The record is from RefSeq and is a predicted model, not a curated record.